UAUGAUUCUUCCCUGCCACAGAAAUUAAUUACACUUAUCCCAUUAUUAUAAUUAAUAUUAUUCCACAAAUUUACUCGAUCGGUAGUUAAUCAUUGCUCACUGUAUAAACAACACUGGGUAGUGUGUACCCAACAAAUUCUUUGCCAAAAAAAUGGGUUCUGCUGCUGUAACAGCAGAAUUAUCCCUUACCGACGGAAAACUGUUAGUUUCCGGCAACUGCAUUCUCACCGGAAUUCAUGACAAUAUUUUUCUAACACAAGCCCAGACCAAUAACGGCACUUUCAUCGGCGUUAAAUCUGAUCGGCGUGGCAGCCGCGCAGUUUUUCCAGUUGGAAAACUCAAGGGUUUAAGAUUUUUGUGCCUUUACCGAUUCAAGUUAUGGUGGAUGACUCAGUUGAUGGGGACACGUGGACGGAAUAUUCCCCGUGAGACUCAGUUUUUAAUGGUGGAGGUACCAAAUAAUACUUCUGAUCAAUCAGUAAACUACGUCGUUUUACUGCCGAUUCCCGAAGGGGAUUUCAGGGCUGUUCUUCAGGGAAACGCAAAUGAUGAGUUGGAGAUUUGCUUAGAAAGUGGUGAUCCUUCUAUUCAAGAAUAUGAAGGGAGACACUUGGUUUACGUAGCGGUUGGACCCGACCCGUUUUACUUGAUCGAGAAUUCGGUGAAGUAUUUGGAAACUCAUUUGCAGACAUUCUGCCACCGUGAUAGCAAAGAGAUGCCCGAUAUGCUGAACUGGUUCGGAUGGUGCACGUGGGAUGCUUUUUAUACUGAUGUUACAGCUGAGGGAGUUAAGCAAGGAAUUCAAAGUUUGGAGAAAGGUGGAGCUCCCCCGAAAUUCGUUAUCAUUGAUGAUGGAUGGCAGUCGGUCGGUAUGGAUGCUACUAGUACCGAAGCCAAAUUUGAUGACACUGCCAAUUUUGCAAAUCGAUUAACUCACAUCAAAGAAAAUCACAAGUUCCGAAAAGAAAACGGGGGGAGUGAAACGGGAUUUUCACAAAUUAUUACCGAGAUCAAAGACCAAUUCGCUCUUAAGUACGUUUACAUCUGGCAUGCAAUAGUGGGUUACUGGGGUGGUGUUAACCCUGGUGUUCCCGAAAUGGCUAAGUACGAGCCGGAGAUAGUAACCGCGGUUCCGUCACCCGGGGUUGAGUCGAAUGGCGUUUGUUUCGUUUUGAAGAGCAUUAUGAAAAACAGAGUUGGCCUAGUCAACCCGGAUAAAGUCAACGCCUUCUAUAACAAUCUGCACUCUUACCUUGCUUCUGCUGGUAUCGAUGGAGUUAAAGUCGAUAAUCAAAGCAUACUCGAAACACUUGGGGCUGGAUUUGGCGGGAGAGUGCGACUCGCGAGAAAAUACCACGAAGCACUGGAGACGUCCGUUUCUAGAAACUUCAAGAAUAAUGCGAUUAUUUCUUGCAUGAGUCACAGCACAGAUGCAUUGUACAGUGCGAAGAAAGCUGCUGUUAUUCGAGCAUCGGAUGAUUUCUUUCCGAGAGAUCCAGCGUCACACACAAUUCAUAUAGCAUCAGUUGCUUACAAUAGUAUUUUUUUAGGAGAAUUUAUGCAGCCUGAUUGGGAUAUGUUUCAUAGCCUACAUCCUAUGGCCGAAUACCACGGCGCAGCUCGUGCUAUUGGAGGCUGUCCAAUCUAUGUCAGUGACAAACCUGGGAACCAUGAUUUUGACGUGUUGAAAAGGCUCGUCCUUUACGAUGGAUCCACUCUGAGGGCCAAAUUCCCUGGAAAACCAACAACAGAUUGCUUGUUUUCUGAUCCUACCCGAGAUGGAAAAAGUCUUUUGAAAAUCUGGAAUAUGAACGAUUUCAGUGGAGUUAUCGGGGUUUUCAAUUGUCAAGGAGCUUCGUGGUGUCGAGAUAGUAUAAGCAAUAUAAUCCACAACGAAAACCCAGAAACAAUUUCCACCACCGUCCAAUCGACAGAUGUUCCUUAUAUUCGUGGCAUUGCUAAUGAUAGCACAUGGAACGGAAAUUGCAUUAUGUAUUCCCAUAAGAGCGGUAAACUUAAUUAUGUGACAGGGCAUAAUAAAUCCGUGGCCAUCGAACUGAAAGCUCGAGAAUACGAAGUGUUCACGGUGGUUCCUGUUAAUCAACUCCCCGAUGGAACUGAAUUUGCUCCGAUAGGCCUCGUCAAUAUGUUCAAUUCUGGCGGGGCGAUAAAACAAGUACGCUACGAAUAUUCUAAGGAAAUUAAUAUUGGAACGAAUUACGUUUGUCUGAGAGUUCGUGGGAGUGGAAUUUUCGGUGCCUAUGUUUCUGUAAAGGCCAAAAGGUUAGUAAUCGACGACAAGGAUGAGGAAUUCGAUUAUGACGAAAACUCGGGAUUUCUCACUUUCAAUUUACGAGUACCGGAACUGGAGUUAUACGAAUGGAACUUGAAAAUUGAACUCUGAUUCAAACUAUUCAUUUUUUUUUCUCAAUUUUUUUUUUAAAAAUAAGUUUUGAUUGGCUUUUCACUUGUGCAAAGAUUGCAUAUGCGAAUCAAGAUUCGAUUCUAAGUACAUUGGAUAGUUAACUGACUCCUUAAAUCUUUAUUUUAUGGUCCAAAACAAUAUUGUCCGUUAAAUUAAAGUAAUAUUGUAUAAUCAUAUCAGAUAUUCGGCAGAAGUUCACGAGUUACCAGUUAGUGUA
Molecule: messenger RNA, 2642 nt
Organism: Erythranthe guttata (spotted monkey flower)
Lineage: Eukaryota; Viridiplantae; Streptophyta; Magnoliopsida; Lamiales; Phrymaceae
Product: putative galactinol--sucrose galactosyltransferase 1
Source: RefSeq, a predicted model, not a curated record